AUGAGUUAUCCCCUAGGUCUGGGUCGUACAGCUUAUAGGUUCAUCCCGAGGUCAAUCUGUUCAAGACGAUCCAUCUCAUCCCAUGCAUUACCUCCAACGCCCUCCAACUCACCACCAGCAGGAGAUUUAUUCACCAAACUGCUGAACGAACGCAUCAUAUAUUUAGCAGGAGGCAUUGAUGAUGCGCAAGCAACAUCUAUCACGGCUCAAUUGCUGUAUCUGGAAUCGCAGUCAACGUCGAAACAAAUCAACAUUUACAUCAACUCACCAGGAGGUUCUGUCACGGCAGGGCUGGCCAUCUACGACACAAUCCAGUAUAUCCGAGCGCCAGUUUCCACGGUUUGCUUAGGACAGGCAUGCUCCAUGGCAUCCCUCUUGCUUGCAAGCGGAACGCAUGGCAAACGUUUGAUCUUGCCAAACGCUACCAUAAUGGUGCAUCAACCAUCUUCGGCAAACGGAAUUAAGGGACAGGCCACUGAUAUCGAGAUAUAUGCCCGUCAUAUCAUCAAUACCAAACAGAAAUUGCAAACUUUAUACCUAAAACACAUGUCUCCAACCAUGACGGUGGAUGAAAUCACUGCACUUUUGGAGAGAGAUCGGUUCAUGGAGCCAGAGGAGGCAGUGUCUCUUGGACUGGCGGACCGUGUAUUAGAGAGGAAACCCCCGGUUGUAUCUGACUAA
Molecule: messenger RNA, 681 nt
Organism: Komagataella phaffii GS115
Lineage: Eukaryota; Fungi; Ascomycota; Pichiomycetes; Pichiales; Pichiaceae
Exons: 1
Coding region: 1-681 (226 amino acids)
Biological process (GO): protein quality control for misfolded or incompletely synthesized proteins
Cellular component (GO): endopeptidase Clp complex
Molecular function (GO): serine-type endopeptidase activity; ATPase binding; ATP-dependent peptidase activity
Source: RefSeq, a predicted model, not a curated record